Molecule: messenger RNA, 3235 nt
Organism: Papaver somniferum (opium poppy)
Lineage: Eukaryota; Viridiplantae; Streptophyta; Magnoliopsida; Ranunculales; Papaveraceae
Product: U-box domain-containing protein 52-like
Exons: 11
Coding region: 409-2652 (747 amino acids)
Biological process (GO): protein phosphorylation
Molecular function (GO): protein kinase activity; ATP binding
Source: RefSeq, a predicted model, not a curated record
UGAAAAGAAAGUGCGUCUUUGCAAAGACAUUCAAGGGGUUACAGAAAAAAAGCUUUCAUUGCCCAAAUAAUAGCAAGUAAUCAUUUUCCCCAAAAAUAGUAGGACAGAAGUCAAUGGUCAAAAUAGAAAAACUGUCCUCAAAUAAUGGAGUCCUUUUGUAAAAACAAGUUUGAGAAAGAGAGUGUUUCUUUCCCUUCUGUUUGUUUUCUGAAUUUCAUCUCUGAAGAUAAACAAGAAAGUUUGAAUCUGUAGGCAGAAAACAACAUAAUUUUUUCAAUCCAAAACGACGGAGAAACAAAGAAGAAAAGAAAUGUGGUUAUCAAAGAGCAGUGACAAGAAGGAUGGUGCAGGAAAUGGGUCUGUGGCAGUAGCUGUAGACAGAGAUAAAUCAAGCCAACAAGCUCUCAAAUGGGCUGCAGAUCAUCUUGUUACAAAGGGUCAAUCGAUUUUCUUAAUUCAUGUCAAUCCCAAACCACCAUCUUCUCGUUCUACACAAGGAAUGCAGCGGAAGGUCGUACCACUAUGUCGGACGGCACCGAAGUAAAAAUAUCGUCCAGAAGAGCGCUCGACAGCAACGAUGUUUUCCUUCCCUUCCGUGUCUUUUGUUCACGAAAAGAUAUACAAUGCCAAGAUAUAACACUGGAAGCCACAGAUAUAGCAAAAGCAAUAACAGAGUUUGUUGCCCACUCUUCAAUUGCAAAUUUAGUCGUUGGUGCUUCCUCGAAGGGCGGGUUUUUCAAGAGGUUCAGAAACACAGAUGUUGCAAACGGUGUGUCCAAGGGAGCACCAGAUUUCUGUACUGUGUAUAUUAUCUCCAAAGGGAAGAUGUCAUCCUUACGGUCUGCCUCACGGCCAGCCCCUGCCCUACCCCCAUUCAUGACCAAAAUACCGGACCAUGAACCACCACUCUCAAGAGAUACUAGCACAAGAGACACAAAACCAGAGACUCGUAAAGUGCUUGAAAACCUGGACUCCAUCAAGUCACCUUUCGCGAGAGGGGGGGGUAUGAAUGGAAAAGUGUACACUGAUUUCUCAUUACCAGAAACAGAUAUAUCGUUUGUGAGCUCUUCUGGUAGACCAAGCACAGACCAAAUGUUCCCUUCUUUCUACGACCAUCUGGAUACUGAUCGAAACUCAAGAUAUUCCACCAGCUCGGGUACACCAAGUUAUGACGGUUAUAGUUUUGACUCGAUGCAAUCAGCACGCAAGUCAAUCGGGUUCUCGAUGGCUUCGCAGGAGAGUGGGUUUUCACAUAGGUCAGCAAAUAAUGAUGAUGUGGAUGAUGAGAUGAGGAGACUAAAGCUAGAGCUAAAGCAAACAAUGGAGAUGUACAGCACAGCCUGCAAAGAAGCGCUCACUGCACAACAGAAGGCAACAGAGCUUCACCGCUGGAAAAUGGAAGAACAACAGCGGCUGGAGGAUGCACGGCGUGCUGAAGAAGCAGCGAGAGUGCUUGCAGAGAGAGAGAAAGCAAAGUGCAAGGCAGCAAUGGAGGCUGCUCAAGCAUCUCAAAGGGUUGCAGAGUUGGAGGCACGUAAGAGAGUUAGUGCAGAGAUGAAAGUACUAGAAGAAGCUCAGGAAAAGAAGAAAAUGUUUGAAACUUUUUCAAAAUCUGAUAUCAGGUACAGGAAGUACACAAUUGAGGAGAUUGAGGUAGCAACAGACCAUUUUAAUGAAGCUCGAAAGAUUGGAGAAGGAGGUUAUGGACCUGUCUUUAGAGGUCAUCUCGAUCACACACAGGUUGCCAUUAAAAUACUUCGACCAGAUGCAGCUCAGGGAAGAUCACAGUUUCAGCAGGAGGUUGAAGUUUUAAGCUGCAUCCGGCAUCCUAACAUGGUUCUCCUCUUGGGAGCCUGCCCAGAGUAUGGUUGUCUAGUCUAUGAAUAUAUGGCUAACGGGAGUUUAGAUGAUUGUCUCUUCAGAAAAGGAAAUAGACCACCUCUCUCUUGGCAAUUGAGAUUUCGAAUUUCUGCAGAUAUUGCUACUGGAUUGCUUUUCCUACACCAGACAAAACCGGAGCCAAUAGUGCACCGAGACCUAAAACCUGGCAACAUUUUACUGGAUCGCAACUAUGUUAGCAAGAUUGCUGAUGUUGGCCUGGCUAGACUUGUCCCUCCUUCUGUGAAUGAUUGUGUUACACAAUACCGAAUAACAUCGACGGCGGGGACUUUUUGUUAUAUCGAUCCUGAAUAUCAACAAACGGGAAUGCUUGGUAUAAAAUCAGAUAUUUACUCCCUCGGUAUCAUGCUUUUACAAAUAAUCACCGCCAAACCACCAAUGGGUCUGACACAUCGUGUAGAACAGUCUAUAGAGAAGGAAACAUUUGCUGAUAUGCUGGACCCAGCCGUGACUGAUUGGCCUAUGGAAGAGGCCUUAUCUUAUGCUAACCUAGCGAUAAAGUGUGCAGAGUUGAGGAGGAAAGACAGGCCUGAUCUUGCAAAGGUGAUUUUACCAGAGCUUGAAAGAUUGCGAUCGCUUGCUGAUGACUGCAUGCCAAACAUGAUCCCGGGAAGUGCAAAUGCUUCACCGAACAACAGUUAUAUUGCCACGAACCAGGAAGUGAUGAGCGACCCUCACUUAGUAUCAUCAGGAUUUGAUAGCUCGAUAAGCAACUCAUCUUUACCAGAAAAGCAGUCAAGGUCAGAAGCGUAAAUAAAACUAAGGUCUUGCAGCCUUUCUUUCAUACUAGAUAUAGGAUAUGAAGGCAAGGAGGUGAAUUCAGCUCCAAAACAUGUAUAUAUAUAGAACUGUUUUCCCAGUCUGGUCGAGUUAUCAUCAGGUAUUUGAGAAGGAACAAGUGCUUGGGGUACAGUACUAAGUUUGUGUUAUAAAGUAAGAAAGUGAAAUAUUGAGAUACUUUGCAGAAAGAACAGAUAGGCUUUCAUGAGACAAGACAAACGCUCGAUUACUGAAUGCAUAUGUCACCAAUUUGCUUUGGAGAAAGUAAACUUACAGUGGUUCGCUUUUCCCAGCUAUAGAUUCUGAUCAAAAGCCAUUUUCUCAUGUAACCAUUUUCUGCAAAUGAAAAAAAAAAAACAUGAAUCAAGUGUUACCGCUUACCACUCAAUACAUUGAACAUGUUGCAAAAGAUGUGCCAGAAAAACAAUUUCAUAACAGUCUGUAAUAUAAAUUCUCGAAUACCUGAUGAUAACUGGACCAGAUUCGAAAACUAUGAACCGACAUAACACCUCUCAAUAAUUCCAAAAGAUUUGGUUACUACGGUACUUUUUCUUGA